Trichoderma virens Gv29-8 is the source of this 8772-nucleotide messenger RNA. RefSeq lists its product as uncharacterized. The record is from RefSeq and is a predicted model, not a curated record. The transcript is spliced from 4 exons. The annotation marks the transcript as partial. Gene Ontology annotation, molecular function: metal ion binding; lipid binding; 1-phosphatidylinositol-3-phosphate 5-kinase activity. Gene Ontology annotation, cellular component: ERMES complex; endosome membrane; fungal-type vacuole membrane. Gene Ontology annotation, biological process: phosphatidylinositol phosphate biosynthetic process; mitochondrion organization. Lineage: Eukaryota; Fungi; Ascomycota; Sordariomycetes; Hypocreales; Hypocreaceae.
UCGCGAGAGCGCCGCGACUCCAUCAACUCUGUCUCUGUGAGCUCCACCCUCGAAAAGGAACAGAUGGCGCAGGCCCUCGACCAGAUACAUACCGCAGCCAGCCGAACCGAUUCGCUGACUCUUUUCAACGAAUCCUUUGCCCCUCCUCCGGUGGUUGUCCCGGAUACAGAGAGCCGGGGAACAGUGCAGCAAGGUCUAAGCGGGCUCUACACUCGACUUCGAGUGGCAGUUGGUGCGGCCAGCUCGUCCAAGGCGGCGCAGCGGGAAGACGACGCUGAGAAGCUGGAAAAUCUUACUAGGAAGGCAUCAACGGGUGGCGAGGGACAUCGAUCGAAGCCCUCCAUUUCUUCCCUAAGCCGCACUGAGACGGCGGCGACUAUAUCCAGCACAUCAUCUCAGCCAGCGCAACCUGAUGUUUCCUCUCCCACAGCUUCUAUUGGCCCUACAGAUCUCAGGUCGCAAAUGCCUGCUACAGCCAAGUCUGGAAGCAUCAGCUUGAUUGGAGGUUCUAAAUCUCAUCCAUCUGGUCGGCAAAGCCUUCCAACAAACGCCACAAGUGAUGUGACUGCUGCUGAACCCACCAUUACCUCUGCGAGAAAACGUGAGCCAAGCCGUAGCUCCGCUCACACUGAGGACAGCGCGGCCCAGGGUUCGCGGCGAGGGAGCACCGGCAGACCGGGUUUUCAGACACGACUCUCGCCCGUCGAUUCACCAGAAGGCAGCAUUCCCUCAGGAUCUCAAGGAGACGAGAGCGUUUCCAGCGUUGGAGGGGCGAGCGGUGAUGCCCCAUUAAGCCCAGUCAAGGGGAAAGCCCCCCUUAUGUCGCCGCUGCAAACACUUCACUCGCGAAGUCCCUCUGCGGCGUCGUCUCUCCUGUCCCCCGAUGACGUCCGCCGGAAGCCCGCCGUCAUCGAUCGUAUUAGCCAUUCAAAUCAACGAAGAUACGCAGCUUCAAGGGACUCGUCCAUGGACCGUGGAACGGCUGAAGCUAGCCCCAUAAUCACAUCUGCUCACAAUUCAGUGCAUCAUAACUCUUUCUCUCAAGAAUCCAACCCUCAACACUCGCGAUCUGGUGAUGUCCGCAUCCCAGGCACCACAGCGAGCCAUCAGGGGGCCACGGACCAAAUGAAUGCCCAGCUAGACAGAAUGCGCAGGCAGAUAUUAAGUAAAGAGUUUUGGAUGAAGGACGAGACAGUAAAAGAGUGCUUUCUUUGUCAGGCUCAAUUCACAGCAUUCCGCAGGAAACACCACUGCCGAACAUGCGGCUUCAUCUUCGAUUCCAAGUGUACCAUUGUCAUUCCAGGUGACAAGUUUGGCCUCCCUGGCUCUCUGAGGGUUUGUAAGCGCUGUCUUGAUGUCAUCACUCGACGAUUUGAUGCCAGCGCCUCUGAGGAUUCUGGAGAUGAGCAGUCCUUUCUGCCCAGAAUAUUUGGCACAGAGGAUCCUAGGAAAUCAACGGUAGCCUUUGCACAGCACCCCAAGGAACCAGAGACGUUGGAGGGCUCGGAGACUUCAAGACCAGUAAAUACACCCAUGAUGACGAUACAGGCCGCUCGUCGAGUCAAAGAAUCUAACAACAAUUCAUCUGUUCUCGAGAUUGGCGCUCCACAGCUGAGUCGACCAAGUUCGUCUCGCUCCCUUAAAUCUCUUUCCUCUGGUCGACCGCAAUCGUCUGCCGGCCAUAAGAGGCACCAUUCAAAGCAUGGGUUGUUGGGGAGAAUCAAGCCGGAUCAGGCUCCGUUUCGAAAGGGCAUUCAGGAAGAAAACGCCAAACGAACAAAGUUCCCGGCUUUCCAUGAUGACAAUAUUAUCGAUCCGGAGUUGGCAGACUUCAUGUCGGAUGACUCCAGCGGAGACGAGCAGGUUGGCAGUAUUUUUGCGACCCUCGCAUCGGCCGAGAUACCUCCCGCAAGUUUUGACCCUGACAAGUCAAAUCUCUCGUCACUCAUGAAUACAACCAAGAAGCACCAGCACCACCGCCAUAGAGGGGGCGAAAAAAGUGUCAGCGGAAUGAGCCACUUCAGCCGAAGUGGAUUUGGGCUCGAUGAAUUGGCACCUGGCUUUGCCAGCCAUCGCAGGACAAACCGACGUCGCAACCUCAGCAAUGUCAGCGGUAGUGUUCAUCAUUUUGGAUCCCCGCGUCCUAAAUCCGUUUACAAGGGACCCUCGGCAUCAUCAGAGCUGCUGUUUCCCGUAGAUAACUCGAUUCACCCGAAUCACAGCGGGACCCAGCUGACUAGAAGCAACUCCCUGCAAAAACGCAAGGCGGCCAAAACCAAGCUGAAUGAAUCUAGCUUGAAGCAUGUUGACAAGCUCCUCCAUCAACUCUUACUUGACGCCGAUAUACCUAAUCCCGAGGCGUGGAAAAAAGCGCUCGUUCCUAUCCUUUUACAAACCACUGAUGAUGUAUCCCCCGAUGUUGCAAAUGGCGAAUCCAUGGACAUUCGGACUUAUGUGAAGCUCAAGAGAAUUCCGGGAGGGAAACCAGGCGAUACUUCUUACAUCUCCGGCAUAGUCUUUACCAAGAAUGUUGCGCUGAAGAGCAUGCCACGCAAGAUCACAAAUCCGAGGAUUUUACUUGUCGGAUUUCCGAUUGAAUACCAGAGACACCAGCAGCAAUUUAUGAGUUUGGAGCCGGUCAUUGCUCAGGAGAAAGAAUUUCUGAGAAUCGUCGUCCAGAGGAUCGCGCAGCUUAAACCUCAAGUUCUGCUCGCCGAGAAGACUAUUUCUGGCUUGGCCUUGCAGUAUCUCUCCGAGGCCAAUAUUUCGGUAGCCUUCAACGUCAAGCGAUCAGUAAUUGCAGCUGUUGCCCGCUGUACUGAGACCAAGAUCAUUGAGUCUCUUGACAUGUUGGAAGCUCAAGUUGGGAGGUGCAGUGCCUUUGAGGUCAGGACCUUUGUAAACAAUGACUACCCGGGUCGAAAGAAGUCUUACAUCUUUCUUUCCGGGUGCCGACCCGAGCUCGGCUGCACCAUUACGCUUCGUGGAGCUAGCGACGCUCUUCUUGCCAAAAUGAAAUACAUCACCGACUUCAUGGUCUACGUUGUAUACAACCUCAAACUUGAAUCGAGUCUCUUGCGGGAUGAGUCCGUCGAGCCUCCCGAGGCCAACGAGGCGACUUCAAUGUCUAAUUCCUUCCAAGCAUUGAAUGAGAGCAUCCGAUCACUGAACUCGGUUUGCCAUACGAGCAACGGCGGUGGUAGAGGCGGCCCCAUUGUUGUGGUCAACCAACCGUCGAGCGAGAGCGAGCCGCCCUCGCAGUUGACGAUGGAUAGCUCAAGCCUCGGAGGCACUGAUGAAGCUUUGUCACAGCCUCCAUUAGACCAGAUGCUUUCUGAGCCACCUAGACUGCUGUCGCUGCAUGAGUCUCAUACCCAUGACUCCACAUUCAGUCAGGUUCCAGAUGAUGUGCCUAUGCCAACAUUCUAUAGCGAUAUGGUGGCCAAAUACGAAACCAAGAUUCUCUCGGUAUCGCCAUAUGUACGGUUCACUCAGCCGUACCUUCUCAUGAAAGCUCGUGAGCAAGAGAGGCGCCUAUUGUAUCUCAAACGCCUGAGGGACCAAGACAUGAUUGAAGAAGACUUGGAAAAGAGCGAACCUCCAAAGUUUCAACUUAUCAAACCCGAGAUGGUCGAGGAGCUUGGCCAAAAGGCGCCUCGUCAAAUAAUGGAAAUUCUUCACGCGGUGCAUGACGCUGAAUAUGACAAGGCUCUCUAUAAUUACCAGACUCAAACUCGUCAGUGGGAGACGUACAUCCAGGGCAACUUGGACUUAUUUGAUCCUUACUCUCACCAAAACAUCAUUAUAUUGUAUUCCGUCAUCUGUACUGAAACGAAAAUCCCCUGUACGGAACCCAGCUUAGUCGGCAUCAACUUUUACGAUGAGCAGCGCGAAGAUACUAGCAUGGAUCCAGACUGUACUCUGGGCCAGUACAUUGAAUACCUGGUGAACAGCAAAGAUGAGAUAUGCGACUCAAAUGGAUGCGACCGCAAAAUGGCACAGCAUCAUCGUACCUUUGUCCAUGACCAGUUCCGAAUCACGGUGUUUGUAGAGCAUCUCCCGAAUGCCCCUCCUAGGUUACCCGAACUGGGCGAUGGAAUUUCCAUGUGGAGUUACUGCAAGCUCUGCCAGAAGGACUCGGAGGAAAUCGCAAUGUCCGAGACUACUUUCAAGUACUCCUUUGGAAAGUAUCUCGAGCUCCUAUACUGGGGACGCGGCCUGCGGAUGAAGGAUGCUAUGGAGUGCCCCCACGACCAUCAAAAGGACCAUGUUCGUUACUUUAGUCUACAUGACUCUCGUGUUCGGAUUCACUGGGACCCAAUUGAUCUCCUCGAAAUUGUCGUACCGCGAGCGCGACUGACGUGGAAAGUGAGCAACGACCUAAAGCUCAAGAAUGACAUCUUUGGAAAGAUGGAUGAGCGCUGGGCAAAAUUCAUGACCUCCGUCAUAGCCCGGCUUGAGAGCAUUAGGAUCGACAGUGUCCUUCCUGAAAAGGCCGAGUCUUGCAAAGCAGAGCUGGACCGACUGAUGCAGAAGGCCAAGGAGGAGGAAGCCUUCAUGGUCCAACGCUUGCAGGAUAUUUACGUCAACUCGAAGUACUACGAGGUCGUCCCCUUUAACAUCAUUGUUCGAGAAAUGUUGGAGACGGCUAGCGAAUGGGAUCAAGUAUUUGCUACGUUUGAGGCUGACUUUUUGGGAGAUAAAGAUAUGCGACAACUCACAAUGUUGCAAUUGAAGAAGAUGUUCACCGACAACGAGUCCAAGGAAUCGCUCGGGUCCAACGAAGGAACGGGAUCUGCCGCGGACAGCGAGGAACGUCCAUCCCAAACCUUUUCCGAGGCAGAGGAAAAGUCUACACAGCCGACAGAUUUCACCGACAACAGCAUGGAGGCAAGUGCAACCUCUUCGAAGCUUGCUGUGGAGAGGGUUGAUGUUGAAGGCGACGGCCCAGUUCAGGCCGUGACCCAGGAGGCCAUUGAUCAUGUUCGACCGUCAGAUUUGGCCAGCGCAGCGCCUGUUAUGAUUCAAGAUUCCCAAGCCGCUACUGGCAAUGAAGAUGCUAAAGCCGCCCCCGCCGCUUCUGCUGCAACAACUCCGCCAGAUACGGCGCCAACAUCACAGUCGCCAGCAUCACCAGUCAGGAUGGCUCGAAGUCCCACAAACUCUUCCAUCUCUGGGCAGUCCCUCAGCGAAAGGAUUGACGCAAGUGCCCUGAAAAGGUCUGCACAGCCAAGGCAGUCGCAGGAUUCCAACGAGAGACCCGCCGAUAUGGAAACACCAAGACAGGUCUCCGAACAAGGUGUUCGACGAAAGUCCACAACCAGCACGUCGCCACCAAUGGCCAGAGCUAUAUCGCAGCCAUCCCGGACAUUGUCUAGAUUACAGUCACUUGGUAAAUCGGCUGGCUCGUCCGAGUCGGUGGCAAAGGUGCCAGAGACUGCCAAUUCAGAUCAGCAGUCAGAAGGUUCCAUCAAAUCGGAUAAAAAACUGUCUGAGCGACUUGGCCUAAAUGUGUUGAAAAAUCGUGGGAAAAUGGCCGGAUCGAGCAUUCCACGUCUUGUCCCUAAGAAGAAGGAAUCAAAGGUUACCACCCUGGCGAAGCACUUUGAGCAGCUUAGCAGAGAGUUCAGCAGAGAGUUUGAGAAGGAGCGCAUCCGUGACCGUAAGAAGCGCGCGGCUAGUAUGCGAAACCCUCGUCCUAUGCUCCCCAAGACAUCCACGCAGGCAAUUGUACAAGUAUACGACAACGUCAAUGAAGCAUUUGACGAGCCAGCUGUAACAAGCGAGCCAAACACAGAGCAAGACACGGAAUCACAGUCGCGGUCGCAGGAUACAUCUUCAGUUCCGCCAGGAGUCAAAAGAGAAGAAUCAUCCAAGGUAGAGUCACAGACGGAACCACCAACUCCUAACGAGCCCCCUCUACCAUCAGAUGGUCAACACCGGUGGGACGAUGAUACCGCCAACGUGAACACGAGCCAGGGCAUGUCAGACGAUGAGGGUGGUGCUAGUGACGCUGAGCCCUCAGUAUCUGACGAAUUUAUGCCAGACAUUAAAGAGAUUGCCGAUUCCAACGCGGAGAUUCCACUUGAGCUUCCAAAACACCAAAAAAUGAGUUUAAUGAAAUACCUGACCAACUUUUGGGCUGAACGAUCAGCAAGCGGGUGGCCUUCAUUGGAGUAUCCUGUCAACGCCACUGACCACAUCUUUGUGGACUCUGACAUUAUUGUUCGGGAAGAUGAGCCAAGCUCGGUUAUUGCGCUGGCCCUCAACAGUGACGAUUACAAGGAGAAGUUGGCCAAUAUCCGGCGAGAUGCGCACCAGACCAUGCUCCGAGAAGCAGAUGGCAUCGCGGAUGGCCAUGUGGAUGGUAACGUAGACGGAAAUCUCGAUGGUGAUCUCGAAGUUGGCUUCGACGGUGAUCCAAAAUCGGCCCCAGUAUCAGACAGCGCAGAUUGGGCCGCUGACGAAACAGAGCUGGAGAAGAGUUUGCUCCGAGCCACUGGAACGCAUCUCAAGUAUCAAUUCAAAGAAGGUGCCGCGGUCAUGACUUGCAAGAUUUUUUACGCAGAGCAAUUCGAUGCUCUCAGACGAAAGUGUGGUGUUUCUGAGCGGAUUGUAGAGUCGUUGUCACGGUGCCUUCAGUGGGAUUCAAAGGGUGGCAAAACCAAGUCUGUCUUUUUGAAGACGCUGGAUGAUCGACUUGUCUUGAAGUCACUUUCAACAAUCGAGACAUCUGCAUUCUUGCGAUUUGCACCAGGAUACUUUAGCAUUAUGGCUGAGGCAUUGUUUCAUGACUUACCCUCGGUAAUCGCAAAGAUGAUGGGAUUUUUCCAGGUCGUCAUUAAAAACCCGGUAACUGGAACGGACAUCAAGUUGGACCUGCUGGUUACGGAGAAUUUGUUCUACGAUCGAUCUCCAACGAGGAUCUUCGACUUGAAAGGCUCCAUGCGUAACCGCAAAAUCAAUGCAACUGGCGAGCAGAAUGAGGUCCUUUUGGAUGAAAAUAUGGUGGAGUACAUUUAUGAAUCUCCGUUGUUUGCGCGCGAACACUCCAAGAAGCUUCUCAGGGCGUCGGUUUGGAACGACACGUUGUUUCUGGCGCGACAGAACGUAAUGGACUACUCUUUGAUGAUUGCAGUUGACGAGAGGAGAAAAGAACUCGUCGUCGGCAUCAUCGAUUGCAUCAGAACAUACACGUGGGACAAGAAGCUUGAAAGUUGGAUCAAGGACCGCGGUUUCGCAGGUGGUGGUCGGAAUAGGCCGACUGUGACUAGUCCGAAGGAAUACAAGUCUCGAUUCAGAGAGGCCAUGGCAAGGGCUAAUCACAUUGCAGAUACAUCUUGCAAGCUCCCAACUGUUGGCAUCUGUUUAAUAAGCCUCAGUAUAACAUGCUAUAUGGUCGAGCGCGGUUUGAAGACCAAGAGGCUUAAGAGAAUAGAAUCUCCUUCUCCAUACCCAAUGUCGAUUGAUCUCAACUGGGAAACGCUGACCACGGGGCCGGACGGCGAUGCGCUGGCCGAGAGCAUCAGAACCUUCAUCCACACAAAGUUCCAGACGGUGCCGUUGCCACGCUUCAUCAGAUCCGUCAACGUGCACGGAUUCGACUUUGGCACGAUCCCGCCGGAGCUGGAGCUGAAGGACAUCACAGAUCCACUGCCGGAUUUUUACGAGCAGGAGUUGGAGGAUGACGAGGAGUCGGACCAGGACAGCGACGAGGACGAGGAGAGCGCCGCUGAGCGGGAGAGGCUUGCGGCGGCGGCAGCGAUGAUGGAGGCCAGGAAGCGCGAGAACGGGCUAAGGGAGCUGAGGAGCGAGAUGAGCAUGAACAUGGGCAUCAACCCGAGCGUUAAUAUGAGCGGCCACGACGUCGGCAGGGCGUUUCUAGGCACGUCGACGCCGGGCAUUCUGGGUGGGCCGGGGAGAAACUACUUCCAGGCGCAUCUGGCGACGGGCACGCAGACGCCGCUGGCUGCGGUUGCAGGCGCUCAUCUGGGUACUAGCUGGAUGGGCUCGACGGUCGGGUCGGAGCAUCACACGCCGUAUCACAGCCGCGAGGCAUCGCUCAGCUCCCUCGACAACCUGCAGGCACUAGAUCUAGGAGCGGGAGCGGGAUCAGGGCCGGGCAUGGCCAAGUCGGACGUCUCCAGCACUCUCGGCCCUCCAUCACGGCCAUCAACCAGCCACGGGCCCAUCAGCGGCUCCGCCGUCGAGGACGACGAGGAGAACGAGAGGCCGGGACAAGGCACGACAUCUCCACGGCGCGAGCCCCGGGUCGAGGACGUGCAGGCCGUGUUUCGGAUCCGCUACUCGGGCGACGUGCGGCUGAACUUGACGGCGGAGAUUCUGCUCGACUACCCGAUGCCGAGCUUCGUGGGGAUUCCACUCAAGCUGAAUAUCACGGGCUUGACGUUUGACGGGGUGGGUGUUUUGGCGCAUAUACGGAAGAGGGUGCAUUUCUGCUUCUUGAAUCCGGAUGAUGCUUUGGCUGCGGUAGGGCCGGAGGCGGAGGAGGCAGCAGGGACGACGACGGCAUCAACAACGGCGGCAGCAACGGGAGGAGGAGACCUGCAGGGGUCUGGCAAGAAGCAGCCGGGAGGAAGAUUCGGCGGGCUGUUGCAGGAGAUUAAAGUCGAGAGCGAGAUUGGCGAGCGGGAGAGCGGGCGGCAGAGCCUUAAGAAUGUGGGCAAGGUGGAGAGGUUUGUGCUGGAGCAGGUGAGGAGGAUAUUUGAGGAGGAGUUUGUGUAUCCGAGUUUCUGGACGUUUUUGGUGUGA